CCCUCGAAACCCUAUUCCUCAUCGUCGCCGCCGCCUCUAAUUGAUUACAACCAUCUCUUCACCCCCAAACCCUUUCGCCUAUCGACUCCAAAAUUCUCCCGCCCUUCUCCGAGGUGUUCGCCUCACGAUCGUUCGGUGAUGUCGAGCGCACUGGAUAUGUCCCUCGACGACAUCAUUAAGAACAACAAACAAUCGGCGCCCGGGGGGCGUGGACGGGGCCGUGGCUCCGGUGCCGGCCCCGCCCGCCGCGUCCCUAACAGAUCGGCGAACCGAUCCGCCCCUUACUCUGUCGGGAAGGCUCCGGACUCGGCGUGGCAGCAUGACAUGUUCGCGGCUCAGAUGGGCGGUGUUCCUGCUCCAGCGGCUAGGGCGUCUUCCAUAGAGACCGGCACCAAGCUGUAUAUUUCGAACUUGGAAUAUGGGGUUUCGAACGAGGACAUCAAGGAGCUUUUUUCAGAGGUGGGUGAUCUGAAGCGCUAUUCAAUAAAUUAUGAUAGAAGCGGAAGAUCUAAGGGAACGGCUGAAGUGGUAUUUGCAAGGCGGGCCGAUGCUUUAGCUGCUGUAAAGAGAUACAACAAUGUGCUGCUUGAUGGAAAGCCAAUGAAAAUAGAAAUUAUUGGAAUGAAUAUCUCAACACCAGCUGCUGUGCCUCAGUUAUCUAAUGGCACUUUUGGGAAUUCUAAUGGUGCUUCCAAAAGCACUGGGCCAGGAAGGGGUUCUGCAGGAUGGCCACGAAGUGGUGGCCGUGGAAGGGGGAGGGACCGUGGACGAGGUAGAGGUCGUGGUGAACCAGUAUCUGCUGCAGCACUUGAUGCUGAGUUGGACAAAUACCAUGCAGAAGCAAUGCAAACCAACUGAGUGGUCCUAAUAGGCUUCUUUAGUUUAUAAUUGUUGCUUGCUUGCGUGAUAGGGCUUGCUAGUUUAUUGUUCCGUAAACACGCAUAAUGUAGGAAGGGAAGAUGAUACUGUUAAAGUACCGACUGGGUUUGAGGGCUUUCAUUUUCUUACUAUUAUCGCACUUGAUUUCAACGUGCUACUGGAUUAAAGUGAA
This is a messenger RNA of Musa acuminata AAA Group (dessert banana), 1051 nucleotides long. Its product is annotated as THO complex subunit 4A. Gene Ontology annotation, cellular component: nucleus. The record is from RefSeq and is a predicted model, not a curated record. Gene Ontology annotation, molecular function: mRNA binding. Gene Ontology annotation, biological process: mRNA export from nucleus. Lineage: Eukaryota; Viridiplantae; Streptophyta; Magnoliopsida; Zingiberales; Musaceae. The transcript has 5 exons. The coding region runs from base 139 to 858 and encodes 239 amino acids.